This is a messenger RNA of Lasiosphaeria miniovina, 1014 nucleotides long. RefSeq names its product ubiquitin-conjugating enzyme/RWD-like protein. NCBI's taxonomy places the organism in Eukaryota, Fungi, Ascomycota, Sordariomycetes, Sordariales, Lasiosphaeriaceae. The transcript is spliced from 4 exons. The record is from RefSeq and is a predicted model, not a curated record. Bases 1 to 1014 code for a protein of 337 amino acids.
AUGGCUUCUCAGGGAGCUUCAAAGAUGGGCAACCUGCCGGCGGUAAAGCGACAGCACCUGCUUGCCGAAUUUGCCGGUCUCAAGCAGGCGUGUCCCAACAGCGUAUAUGUUAGUCUGACGCCAGGAGACCCGAGCCUAUGGUCGGGCGUUAUAUUCGUGCGCCGAGGUCCCUACGUCACCGCCAUUCUCCGUUUCCAAAUAUCGUUUCCUGACACGUAUCCCAGCCUGCCGCCGCUCGUCACCUUCUCGACCGACAUAUUCCACCCUCUCAUCGCCCCCCUGACCACGUACAUGUACACGACCGACAUCCAGGAUAAUGGUACUGUUAGUGCCACGGACGAGGAGCGUCUCCCCCCGGGCGGCUUCAGCCUGCGCCAUGGCUUCCCCGAAUGGUUCGGCAGGGGUCGCCGGAGCAGGCAGGUCAGCGCCCAGAGGCCCACCACGCCGCUCCACACCCCCCCACGUCCCACUGCAGGGUCUAGACUUCAGCCCAGUUCAGUGACAAGCACCCCGACCUCGGCUGCCUCGUCAUCCCUGGCCGGCUUGACUCCGGCUUUCAUGCAGACCCGGCCUAGGGACGUCUCCACGUACGACGUCCUACGCUACAUCCGCAGCGCCUUUGACGACGAGGAAGUCCUCGACUCGAUCCCACUGGAGGCCGCUGGCAACCCUGGCGCCUGGCACGCCUGGCGCGCCCAUCGCCGCCGGACCGGCAAGGCAUUGCCCCCAGCUCCUGGAGAGGACGGCGACUCGGCAUCCACCAGCAGCCCCCCCUCGAGUGUGGUGGGGGGAGGAGGGGGAGUAGGAGCAACCGCGAGACGGCCGGCAGCGUGGAACUGGGAGGGCGUCUGGCUGGAGCGGUCCAAAAGGGGUAUUGCCGGUAGCUUGUCCGAAGCCGUGCUGUAUGGCAAUGCCGGUACGGCAGAUGAACUGAUAAAUUUCCUCAAUAUGGAUGACACGGACGUGGAUGGUAUUAAGAAAAACCUCCUUCGGACCCUGGGCGCAACAUCCUAG